Messenger RNA from Trypanosoma conorhini, 1749 nucleotides. RefSeq lists its product as uncharacterized. The record is from RefSeq and is a predicted model, not a curated record. The transcript has a single exon. Bases 1 to 1749 code for a protein of 582 amino acids. Gene Ontology annotation, biological process: protein homooligomerization. Gene Ontology annotation, molecular function: protein binding; snoRNA binding. Gene Ontology annotation, cellular component: small-subunit processome. NCBI's taxonomy places the organism in Eukaryota, Euglenozoa, Kinetoplastea, Trypanosomatida, Trypanosomatidae.
AUGUCUGGCGACAAUGACGCUGCCGAUACCACUGGGCCCCGACUGGACGGUAUGAUGGCCUUCGAUGCUGAGGGGGCAAGCCGCGUUGCUGGCCUGCCCAAGGAAGAGUUCUUUGCCACUUUGGUGCGCUACAUGCACGAGUCCUUAGAGGCGCGCCUCACGGAGGAGGAGAGAGAUGUCCGGCGUCGUCUAAGCGAAGUGGAGCAGCAGCGUCGGCGGGUGCGCCAAUUGCUGGCGGACGUGAGUCUGGCGGGUGAGCUGCUGUCCCUUAACGUUGGGGGAAGGGGCUUUACGGUGCCUCGCCGCACACUCUGUGCUGUGCCUGAUAGCAUGCUUGCAUUAUUGACGAGCGAGUGGCUGAAGAUUGAGCGCGAUGGCUCUGGGGCCAUCUUUGUGGAUCGGUCGCCUGAUCUCUUUGGGGAAGUUCUGUCUUAUUUGCGUUUGAGGGCGGACCUUCAAAGAUCGUUUAAAGAACCACCCGAAGCGCACGAUGAAAAGAUAAAUGAAGUGGAUGAGGCGGCCGUCAUGGCACAGUUGACACGGACGAAUUGGCGUCAUAUGUCUUCCAGGGAAUUGCACGCGCUGGCUUCUGAGGCAAACUAUUAUAACCUGAAAAUCCUUGAGUUGUACCUCGGGCUGUACGCGCAGCAGCGGUGGAUUGAGUGUGGGACGUUUGUAGUUUCCCAGGAGGAUGUUGCGUACGACGCCCACGGGGGUGAGUCAUACUCCACAGGGCGUAGUUUUGCAGGGGACGCGGUGUUGUGCCUCGCUUACGACGAAGAAAGCGGUGUAUGUGCAGCAGGACGAAAAAGUGGUGCGAUGACAGUAUAUAAUUUGCCAUCGCUAGUUCGGCUUGUGACGCAGCGUAGACACGCAAACUGUGUUACAGCCGUGUCUGUUACACCGAAGCAUAUUUUUUCAGUUGGACAUGAUGGUUGUGUCGCGGUGGGUCACAGCCGCCAAGGUUUCUUUGCUCUUAUCUGCAAAUUGCGCGCGCAUGAAGGCUUUGUCCAUGAUCUACUACUACUGCCGGAGCGGUUGACGCUUGUUUCUUGUGGUGAGGACGGCUUGCUAAAUGUCUGGAAACUGAAUUACGGCUACCAAACGGUGCUGGAGAAGAGUAUUGCUACUUUGUGCCCUGUACGCUGCCUUGCCGCGUAUCAUCAUCACGUUUUUGCCUCCUCUAGGGAGCAGAUUUUGGUGCUGGAUUUGAAUAAAGGUGAGUUGCUCUCGCGACGCGGCAAAUUUCACAGUGCACCUAUACGCUCCCUAGCGACGGAUGAGCACAGGGGAAUUCUGGCGUCGGGUGGGUGGGAUGGCAUGAUAUAUAUUUGGGGCGCGAAGGAAGCAGUGUCGUCGCAGGCAACUGAAUUGCAAGGGGCGGCGGAGGAAUAUUUUAUCCCGCUCUACGCAGUGGCGCAGUGUGAUAGUUGGGUGGCGCAUGUAUCAUUUGUGGGAAGUUUGUUAGCCGCUUCCUGCGGUUCAGUUAUCAAUUUCUUUGCCUGUGGCCCGGUGUCACGGGUUGUCCGUUGCAUGAGGACGGAUCGGGGGACGAAAGCAGCUGGGGGGCGUAGGAACGAGUUCGUUCGUGUCUUCUUGGCGGCGGAGCGUGUGAACUGCCUGCUCAUUGGUGGCCUCGACGGUGCUCUUACCUCCCUCCAGAAUCGCAUGUUUGCGGAGCCGCCAAGACAGGGUGAUGAGAAGUCGUGCCAGUGUGGGGGCGACGAGGAGCUGGCGCCGCCUCCGUGA